Molecule: messenger RNA, 2052 nt
Organism: Phoenix dactylifera (date palm)
Lineage: Eukaryota; Viridiplantae; Streptophyta; Magnoliopsida; Arecales; Arecaceae
Source: RefSeq, a predicted model, not a curated record
UAUCUUUUUCUGAUUUCUAUGGAUACAUUAUCACUUCAUAGUAUAAUAAAUCCUUUAUCACCAAAAAAGAAAAGAAAAAGAUAGUAAUAGGAGAUAGAACUCGAUGCAUCAGAUCACGAAAUGCAUCUGCAAGGAGAUGAGAGUUCUCAAACGGUCCAUUUGGCCGAUCCCAACCCACGCACCAGAAGACCCAAAGAAACCCACAAAUAAUUGAUCCUUUUCCUCUUCUUCAACAGAACGUUGUUUCACUUCCCAUCUUCUUCCAUCCCCACCGCCAUCUUACUCUCCCAAAAAUUAUUAGAUUUUCGUAGUCAUAAACCAUGCUCGAUUGGAUCUUCCUCUUCCUCACCAUCUCUCUAUGCUUAGCCUCUAGAUUACUCCUCUCCAAACUAUCGAACACUUCGAAAAAGAAGCAAACCCUACCCCCGGGCCCAAGAUAUAUUCCCAUCCUCAGCCCCAUCCUCUGGCUCCGUCGUUCCCUCUUCGACCUCGAGCCCAUCCUCCGCUCCCUCCACACCAAGUACGGCCCCAUCCUCACCGUCCGCAUCACCUCCCGCCCGGCCAUCUUCGUCGCCGACCGCGACCUCGCCCACCAGGCCCUCAUCCAGACCGGCGCCGCUUUCGCCGACCGCCUCGCCGCCACCGAGGCCAGCCGCCUCCUCAACAGCAACCGCCACAACAUCAGCUCCGCCCCCUACGGCCCCCUCUGGCGCCUCCUCCGCCGCAACCUCGCCGCCGAGAUCCUCCAUCCCUCCCGCGUCAAGCUCUUCGCCCCCGCCCGCCGCUGGGUCCUCGACAUACUCGUUACCAACCUCAAAGCCAAGGCCGAGACAGGGGACGGGGUGGUGGUGGUCAUGGAGUGCUUCCAGUACGCCAUGUUCUGCUUGCUGGUGUUCAUGUGCUUCGGCGAGAGAUUGGACGAGAAGGCCAUCAGAGACAUCGAAGCCAUCCAGAGGCUUCUGCUCUCGUCCUUCAUUAAAUUCAACGUCUUCUCUUUUCUUCCCACGAUUACGAAGCUCGUGUUCAGAGAGAGGUGGAAUUUACUCUUAGCUAUCCGCCAGAAACAAGAAGAAAUCUUCAUCCCUUUGAUAAGGGCACGAAAGGGCCGGAAGCAGCAGCCCGGCGACGGCGACGGCGACGGAAGCUUUGUUUACUCGUACGUAGAUUCUCUUCUUGGCCUGCAGCAUCCUGAGGAUGGAGGGAGGAGGCUAAGCGAGGGUGAGAUCGUGAGCCUCUGCUCUGAGUUCUUGAGCGCGGGUACCGACACGACGGCGACGGCGUUGCAGUGGAUCAUGGCGAACCUUGUGAAGCACCAAGAGAUACAAGCGAAGUUAUUGGAAGAAAUUGAGGGGGUGGUGGGGAGCGACGGAGAGGAGAUCAAGGAGGAUGACCUGCAGAAGAUGCCGUAUUUGAAAGCAGUGAUCAUGGAAGGGCUGCGGCGGCACCCGCCGGGCCACUUCGUGCUGCCGCACACGGUGACGGAGGACGUGACUUUGAAUGGACAUUUGAUACCGAGAGGCGCGGCGGUUAAUUUUACGGUGGCGGAGAUGGGUUGGGAUGGAAAGGUGUGGGAGGAGCCCAUGGAAUUUAAGCCGGAGAGGUUCUUGGCCGGCGGGUCGGCUGAGGGGGUGGACAUAACGGGAAGCAGGGAGAUCAAGAUGAUGCCUUUUGGGGUGGGUAGAAGGAUAUGCCCGGGGCUCGGGCUGGCGAUGCUUCACCUCGAGUACUUUGUGGCCAAUUUGGUGAGGGAAUUCGAGUGGAAGGCAGUAGAUGGAGAAGAGGUUGAUUUGUCUGAGAAGCUCGAGUUCACGGUUGUAAUGAAGAAUCCUCUCCGUGCUCGAAUCUUGUCACGGUACACGUAACGGUGAAUGCUGAGCGUCUGGGAUCUCACUGUUCGAUAUAAAUUCUAGAAAGGCUGUUCCUAGUCACGAUGCAUGGUUCUCCAAGGGAUCCUUGUUCGUAUGUAUCUAGUGUUGUGGUUGAUGGGACGAGGCACACGUUAUUAAUGAAUAUUGUACCCUUUUUAUACUAUAAUGAACAUUGUACUUUCUG